AUGAAAAGGAAGUUGCAAUCAAUGAUGAUAAGUAAUUCAUCAACAGAAAUAGCUAUUCAAGAAAGUGCACAAAAUUCUAGUUUCGAUGUUGAGGCAGAUAGUACUUUUUUAUUGAUAAAUAAUCAAAAUUCUAAUGAUUCUGGUGAUCUCAUAUUCAUAUCUUCAAGCCCCAAAGGAAAAAAAGAAUCAAUACAACAUGCUAACUCUCUUUCAGAUGAAUAUUCUAAUUCCGAUGAAGAAAAUGAUGAGCAGAAGUUUGAUGCAGCUUUAGCUUUAUUGCAUGAGGCCAGGCAUAGUUCCCUGCAAAGUAUUAAUGAAGCAUUGGACCAAUCAUUAGUCACCAAUAAUGUUCAAGAAAAUACUACAAGUGAUGGGCUUCAAAGUUCUAAUAAGAUGAUAAACCUUUCACAAACAUCAAAUGAUCCAGAGUUUGGUAAAGAAAUAGAAUACAAGCAUACUAAUAUGAAUCAACAAGAAACUAAAAAAAGAGAAAAGAGAACACCCAAAACUUUUGUGUCUCAAGACCCAACAAAAAUAUUUGAAAUAUACUCUCAGCCUGUCAACAAAUAUUUCAAUGAAGCCUCAAUAUUAUUAUUAGAAACAGAACCAUUGCCAGUACUAAUGGAAGAUGUUAAUGGUUGCACUGCUUAUCUUUGA
Molecule: messenger RNA, 657 nt
Organism: Cetraspora pellucida
Lineage: Eukaryota; Fungi; Glomeromycota; Glomeromycetes; Diversisporales; Gigasporaceae
Source: the annotation of a GenBank genome assembly